This is a messenger RNA of Nymphalis io (European peacock), 2247 nucleotides long. RefSeq names its product glucose dehydrogenase [FAD, quinone]-like. Lineage: Eukaryota; Metazoa; Arthropoda; Insecta; Lepidoptera; Nymphalidae. Gene Ontology annotation, molecular function: oxidoreductase activity, acting on CH-OH group of donors; flavin adenine dinucleotide binding. The transcript is spliced from 6 exons. The record is from RefSeq and is a predicted model, not a curated record. The coding region runs from base 100 to 2247 and encodes 715 amino acids.
GUCCGCUGUACCCGCGACUUGUGGAUAGUGAGACACAGUACCAAUCGAUAGUUGAAAUUGAAAUAUUUAAACAAGAUAAAUAAAAUAUUACUAGGAAUAAUGUCGAGUAUAUUUUACGCAAUACUUUAUAUCUUCUAUGUAUCGUAUUGUGUAAAAGCAAUAGAUAUAUACGAUGAUGAAGGUUUCGCUUUUGUGGAAAAUGAACCGGACAAUAUAGUUAACUCCGACAAAAACAAUGCCAAUGUUGAAAGUUUAAGGAAUGCACGUAUACUUUGGCCUUAUCCUUUUAACAACCGAAGCGAUUCCAUAAAGGAUAAUGAAAAAUCUGGCACAAAGGAAAAUGAACCCCAUUUAUCUAAACUUAAAAGUCAAAAUAGGAAAGCCCGUUUCGGUUACGGAUCCUAUCUCCACAGUCCCAUGCUUGAAAUGGUAAUGCAAACCAUGGGUAUGAAUUACUCCCCUACAUCUGGAGGUGAUCCAUUCAAUUUUUUGAGAGAUACGUACGCAUUACCAAAAGGCUACGACAAACCUUUAGAGGAAUAUGAUUACAUCAUCGUUGGUGCUGGUACAGCUGGAUCUGUGAUAGCAGCUCGGCUCACUGAAGACAAACCUAGAGCCACAGUUUUGGUCAUAGAAGCAGGAAAACCAGAAAUGGUAAUAUCAGAUAUCCCAGCGCUAGUCAAUCAUAUACAGAGAUCGGAUUAUGUCUGGCCGUACACGAUGGAACAUCAGCCUGGAGUCUGCUUUGGUAGUGAAGAAGAACGUUGUUACAUUCCGCGAGGUAAAGCCGUCGGUGGUUCCAGUGUCACGAACAGUAUGAUCUAUGCAAGAGGACGACCAUAUGACUGGGACAGAAUUGCUGCUGCUGGAAAUAACGGAUGGUCAUACAAUGAAAUUUUACCUUAUUACAUGAAGUCUGAAAAAUCUGAAUUAAAGAAAUACAAAACCAAGCCAUAUCAUGGUCGUGAUGGCGAGCUUACCGUCGAAAACGUUCCAUUUAAAACUGGUCUCGUGGAAGCUUUUCUUGCAGCUGGAAGAUCUUUUGGGCAUCCUACGAUAGACUACAAUGAUCCUGAUCAAUUAGGGUUUGGCUAUGUGCAGACAAUUUCAAAUAAAGGGCACAGACUAAGUACCGCAAAAGCAUUUCUUCACCCGCAUAAACGUCGCAGAAAUUUACACAUUUUAUCCGAAGCCAAGGCUACCAAAAUUUUAAUUGAUCCAGAGACAAAAAGGGCAUAUGCUGUUGAAUACAGUCAAAACUACAUCAAACAUGUGGUACGAUGUAGGAGGGAAAUCAUUUUAUCAGCCGGUCCAAUAGCCUCUCCUCAAUUACUUAUGUUGUCUGGAGUCGGCCCCAAAGAAAAUUUGCAAAUGCUUGGGAUACCAAUAAUUGCAGAUUUAAAAGUUGGAAGGAGUCUAUAUGAUCAAAUUAGCUUUCCAGGGAUCAUUUUUAAAUUAAAUACCACUAACGCUAGUCUUUUAGAACAUAAAGUCGCAACGUUACCAAACUUUAUGCAGUGGCUUCAAUUUGGUGAUGGUCUCCUAACAACCCCCGGGGGAGUAGAAGCUGUUGGAUAUUUAAAAACCAGUUUAUCUGAUGAACCGGAAUCAGUACCAGAUAUUGAAUUAAUAAGUAUGGGAGGCUCAAUUACUUCGGAUUCUGGAACAACAAUUAGAAGAAGUUGGAAAAUAUCCGAUAGAACAUAUUUCAAAGCAUUCGGAGACCUAAAAGGUGCUGACACGUGGCAAGCUAUACCUACUCUUUUAAAACCAAAAUCGAAAGGUUAUUUGGAGCUUCGUGAUACAAAUCCUUUUUCUCAUCCAAAAUUGUUCGGUAAUUAUUUAACUGACCGAAGAGAUAUAGCUGCAAUUAAAGAAGCUGUUCGAUACAUUAUUGAACUAGGCGAAUCCGAUUCAUUUAGAAAAUAUAAUGCGUCUUUAUAUUUACCAACAUAUCCUUCUUGUUCCUCUUAUCAGUUAGGAUCUGAACCUUACUGGGAAUGUGCGAUUAAAACUAUGAUUGUAUCUCUUCACAACCCAAUAUCUACUUGUAAAAUGGGACCCCCUACUGAUCCCGAUGCUGUGGUAGACCCCGAGCUAAGAGUAUAUGGUGUUGAGGGCUUAAGGGUUGCUGACGGCAGCGUACUACCUCAACCCAUAAGUGCACGAACAAAUGUCGCAGAAAUUGUAAUUGGUGAAAAAGCUGCAGAUAUUAUAAAGCAAACUUGGUCAAAUGUGAUAGCCUAA